Messenger RNA from Prorocentrum cordatum, 1180 nucleotides. NCBI's taxonomy places the organism in Eukaryota, Dinophyceae, Prorocentrales, Prorocentraceae. The record is from the annotation of a GenBank genome assembly.
CUCGCAAGGUUUGAAGUUCUCGCCUAAUGCUCCACGACCAAUUGCGAUGUUGUCUUGUUCUUGUUUAUCCCACCGUGGCUCCGCGAGCCGACCUAUGCCCGUCAUCAAGGAAGGUCAGUCGUAUGUAUAUAUGUGGGGUGGAACUGCGUCCAUGCGCGCAAGGAAUCGAUCGCCCCCACAGCAGCGUCGCUCUCGCCGAGGCUCCACCCCAGCAAACAAGGCGACGUGCUUCCCGAAUCACCGACAAAUGGGUGGGACAUAUAGAACAAUCAACAGCGAUGGGCCCGCGGCAAUGGGCAUGGGUAACCCAUCAAUCUGCGAGCCGACCGCCCAGAUUGGUGAACAGACUUGGGAAUUCGGACACAUGCACGACCCUUUCAUCGCGAAGAAGCAACAUGGGGGAAGCAAAAGGAAACAUCACAGCUCCACCGUGCAGGGAUGGAUGUCGUGGUUCUCUCUCCCUGUCGAAGGCUUGCCGCGCCCUAUGCGAACGCCAAGCGCCCGCUCGGGCCCCAAAAAUCUUCGACACAAAUCCUCAAGGGUGCUCCGUGCGGAUCGACCCGUGCCACUCGCCAGCAUGCUGCCCCGAGUUGCCUUCCUGCGGCCUCUCGCCGGCGUGGCGCGCGCGGCGCCCCCGCAUGCCCCCCGCAUACCCCGCCGCCGACAGCGCAGUCGGCGCUGCUGGGGCGAGACGGGGCGGGACAGCCUCACCUCGCGGAAGCGAAUGGGCCGUCGCCUCUGACGCCUUGCUUGCUCGCCGCCCAGCGAGCCCAGCGGCCCGAGGCGCUGUCGGAACGGCCAGCCGCCGUGCACCGAGGCACGCAACCCCGAGGCACGGAGCGGCAGGCCACCGGGUCAGAUUCCGAUGCAAUCCUCUGCCAUGUGCGGAAAGCUGCACAGUGCUCUUCGCGACGUCCAGAACCUCCAAUUUCCGCGUCCGUGGCGGCCUCCUGAGCACCUCGCUCCCGUGGCGGGGCCCUGCGCCUCCUGGGAAGGAGUCCUUCCCCGAAGCGCGCGCGGGCAGGGGCGAGCCUGGAGUGCGGCCCGUCGACCUGCAACUGGGCCCCCAGGAAAAAAGACGCCGGGGCUCGACCCCAGCGUCCUCUCCGCGGGGUGCUGGCAGAGGAACACAGGAUACAGGGUGGACAAGCACGAGCUGGUGUGAGGACGGGGAGGAACU